AUGCAAAUCAUGUUACCGGUGCAUGGCCUGUCAAGAGACUCACCAUACUGUCAAGGGACUCACCAUACGUUACUGCACGAUGCCUACCUUCGCAACACGACGUCAUCCAUCGGCGCUUCGGGAUGCCCUGCAGGACCCUCGACAUCUGCGUCCACAUACGCCGUGCGAUCGCAUAGCAAGGUGUUGCUCGCGACCGGUCAAGUGCGUAUGACCUCACCAAGUGGCCUCAGUGUUUCGACUCGUGCGCUGCUCGAUCCUGGUUCGGAAACGUCGUUCGUGAGUGAACAUCUUGCUCAAACACUGCGACUGAAAAGGAAGACCGUGCAUGUUACUCUGAGGGGAUUGGACGAACAGCCUCUGGGGGAGAUUCAUCACGAAGUGCAAGUGUGGCUUACCUCCGACAAGGAUCCGGCAUUCCAAAUUCGGAUGGAAGCUCUCGUCACCAGGAAAGUGACCUCCCACACACCGUCGCUGCCCCUGGACUCCGCAUGUUGGGACUACCUCGAGGGAUUCCCAUUGGCUGACGAGAACUUCAGGGUACCAUCUCGAGUCGAUGCUCUCCUGGGCGCUGACGUGUGCGGAUUCCUGUUUCUGGAGAAUCGCGUGGGUCCACCAGGUGUUCCUCCGCUAGUGCGGACUCCUUUUGGCUGGGCUCCGCUGGGACCAGUCCAAGCCUCGUCUACAACGACCAGAUCAGAUCAAUCGAGGAUCCUGCACGUCCGUCGAGAUGACGAUCUACAUACCUCGCUGCAGCGCUUCUGGGAGAUCGAAAACGUUCCGACGACAGCGCCCUUGCACCCCUCCGAGAUCCAGUGCGAGGAACAUUUUUCGAACACUCACUCGAGGGACGGUACGGGACGUUAUGUGGUACGUUUGCCAUUCUUCUCUCAACCGAUCGAAGAUGUAGGGGUGACACGAGUAACAGCCACCCGGAUGCUGCUAGCAUCGGAACGGCGCCGAGAACGUGACCCGCGUCUCCGGGAGAGGUACGCUGCAUUCCUCGACGAGUACCUAAAAUUGGGCCACAUGGAACCGGUCACCGACCCAUCCAGGAUAUCGCCACGCUGCAGUUAUUUACCUCACCACGGCGUAUGGAAAGGAGAUGGCGACGAUGCGAAGAUUCGCGUCGUUUUCAAUGCAUCGUGUGUUUCCACGGGUAGGUCAUCGCUUAAUUCGGUUUUGUUGCCAGGUCCCAAACUGCAGAGUGAGUUAUGGAUGGUCCUCACACGCUGGAGACUUUUCCGAUGUGCUUUUUCUGCGGAUAUUGUUAAAAUGUUCCGUCAGAUACGAGUACACCCCGAAGAUCGUGAUUGGCAACGCAUUGUAUGGAGACCAUCACCCACCGAGGAAGUGCGGGACUUCCGUCUUACAACGGUCACGUACGGAACCACCCCCGCACCCUUUCUGGCUCUUCGGGUUCUCCAGCAGCUCGCCGAUGAUGAGGGCGAACGUUUCCCACGAGGAGCGGAAGCGUUGCGACAUCACUCAUACGUCGACGAUAUCCUGGCUGGAGCGGAUAACGUCCAAGAAGCAGAGGAAGUCCGACACCAGCUGGUGGAGCUUCUCACGGCGGGCGGUUUCCCCCUGGAUAAGUGGGCGGUCAAUUUCGACACUGCGAUGUUUGGCAAUCUCUCUACAGAGAAAUUGUUGCAGGUCAAUGACACUGUAGGGGCUUUAGGACUUCGAUGGGAUCCCAAGGCCGACUUACUCACGUUGCGAAGCUACCGACCAGUUGAGGAAACCUCUAAGACAUCGUGGACUAAGCGCGAGGUCGUCUCCGAAACGGCCCGUCUAUUCGAUCCCAUGGGAUGGUUCGCUCCAGUUUUGAUUCGGGCCAAGGUGCUGAUCCAGGAUCUCUGGCUUGCUGCUCUGGACUGGGACGAACCGUUAACGAAGACCAUCGACACGAACUGGGCUAACUUUCGACGUGAUCUGGAGCGUUUGGAGGUCUUGAAAAUCCCUCGCUGGACGGGCUGA
Molecule: messenger RNA, 1977 nt
Organism: Megachile rotundata (alfalfa leafcutting bee)
Lineage: Eukaryota; Metazoa; Arthropoda; Insecta; Hymenoptera; Megachilidae
Source: RefSeq, a predicted model, not a curated record